Molecule: messenger RNA, 1817 nt
Organism: Impatiens glandulifera
Lineage: Eukaryota; Viridiplantae; Streptophyta; Magnoliopsida; Ericales; Balsaminaceae
Product: DNA-(apurinic or apyrimidinic site) endonuclease, chloroplastic
Exons: 12
Coding region: 94-1620 (508 amino acids)
Biological process (GO): base-excision repair
Cellular component (GO): nucleus
Molecular function (GO): DNA binding; endonuclease activity; DNA-(apurinic or apyrimidinic site) endonuclease activity
Source: RefSeq, a predicted model, not a curated record
CCUAACUUUAAUCUUAACCCUAACCUUAUUAACACCUAAAAUAAUCCUGCUUUUAUGUCUCAUCAAUUUCUCUAUGCUAUAUUAUGAAUCAUCAUGCAUUGCACUGAGGUUUCAUCAUCCUGUCUCUCUAAGCUUGUGAGCCUUGCAGUUAUUCGGUGGAAUUUCAGACCUGUGGCAACCAGGGCGACGGGAUUUAAACAUGUCUGUUGUUAUUCAUCUGAGUCUGUAAAACGCUUUGAACAAAUGAAGAACACCUUAUCAAUGAAGGAGACUAAGGUGAAAGUAAACAAAUUUGACUCUGGGAUUAUCGAGGAUGGUUCUGGUUCAGUUUCAUUUGACAUGAUGACAGUUCAAGAACUAAGGUCAAAAUUAAGGAGUGUUGGUGUUUCAGCCAAAGGUUCUAAAAGUGAUCUCAUUUCUGCAUUGAAGGAUUUCACAGAGAAAACCCAAAUAAGUGAAGUUCAAGAGAAACCAAACUUGGUUCUUACAACUGAAAUGAAAUCAUCUAGAAGAAAGAGAAAUAUUUCAUCCGUUAAAGACGAAGAUAUGAUCAAGGUUCUAGAGGUUUCUGAUACUCAUGAGACUAAGAAAAGAGUAAAACAGGUGUUCACAACGCAGGUUCCAUCUGUGGCUUCAGGUGAGAAAUACAGUACAAGAAAGAGUAAAACAUCUACAGAAGCUGUUGAUGAUGUUGUACCUUCUGCCAAUGUUGACCUUUCUGGAGAUCAAAUUGAACCCUGGACUGUUUUUGCUCACAAGAAACCACAGAAAGGAUGGGUAGCGUAUAAUCCCAGAACAAUGAGGCCGCUUCCUCUUCGUACUGAUACGAAGUCCAUAAAGUUAAUGUCAUGGAAUGUCAAUGGAUUAAGAGCUUUGCUGAAGUUGAAAAGCUUUUCCGCUCAAGAACUUGCAAAAAGAGAAGAUAUUGAUGUCUUAUGCUUGCAGGAGACAAAAUUACAAGAGAAGGAUGUUGAGUCAAUCAAAGAGAGUCUUCUAGAAGGAUACGAGAAUAGUUUUUGGACAUGUAGUGUUUCCAAAUUGGGUUAUUCUGGCACUGCUAUUAUCUCAAGGUUAAAGCCACUUUCCACCAGAUAUGGUCUUGGUACAACAGAUCAUGAUAGCGAAGGGCGGCUUGUUACUGUAGAAUUUGAAACAUUUUAUUUGUUGAAUGCAUAUGUACCUAAUUCUGGAGAUGGCUUGAAAAGAUUGUCGUACAGAACUACACAGUGGGAUCUUUCUCUUAGUAAUUAUAUGAAAGAGCUGGAAAAGUCCAAACCUGUCGUAUUGACUGGUGACCUUAAUUGUGCUCAUGAGGAGAUAGAUAUUUAUAACCCUGAUGGAAACAAAAAAAGUGCUGGUUUCACUGAUGAAGAAAGACAAUCAUUUCAAUUAAAUUUCUUAUCUAAAGGAUUUGUUGAUACAUUUAGGAAGCAACAUCCCGGUGUUGUUGGCUAUUCUUACUGGGGUUACAGGCAUGGUGGACGCAAAACUAACAGAGGAUGGCGUUUGGAUUAUUUUUUAGUGUCAAAAUCGAUAGCUGAUCAAGUACACGACUCCUACAUCCUCCCAGAUGUUACUGGAAGUGACCAUUGUCCCAUUGGUCUAGUUCUCAAGCUAUAAAACCGGGGCAUGUUGCGCAUUUGUCUCAGGCUUUAAGCCCUUUGUUAGAAAUUAAUUUUUGAUGUGCCAUGUUUACACAGGUAGUGUUUACAAUAUAAUUUUGUCUCAAUUAAGGGUAGUUUAAGUGGAAUGAGUAUUAAUUAACUGAUUGAGCUCUCAAAUUUGAUUCUGGCUUAAGGUAUUAUUCUUGCUGAUAA